AUGGAACAGUCUCUAACAACGCCCCUAAGUCUCACUCUUGACCAUUGGAAAGACGUCCACGACCGGGCACACAACCAGUCCGUCGAGGUUAAAAAAGGAAAAUGGCAGACCUCUGCCAUCCGAGUGGCCCACUUUCGGAGUGGGAUGGCCAGUGAAGGCACAUUUAAUAAGACCAUUAUUUUACAGGUUAAAGAUCGGGUCUUCCACGGACAUCCUGACCAGGUUCCUUAUAUUAUCACUUGGGAGAGUCUCGCUUUAGAACCCCCCCCUUGGGCGGAACCCUUCGUGGACCCAAAUUGGCCUCCCCUCAACCCCCAGCCUGUCCCCUCGGCCCCGCCCGGCCCACCGGCCAUGUCUUCCUCUCUCUACCCCACUCUAAUUAAAUCAGAGCCUUCUAAGAAACCUGUCCUCCCGGCGGAUCCAAACUCCCCUCUUAUAGAUCUUCUCUCUGAAGACCCUCCUCCCCCAUAUCGUUUACCUACAGGCCUGGCUGAAACUGAGGAGGCAGAGCCGCCGGCCAGAUCAGUUGCCGGACCACAGUCUGAUGAGGGUUUCUCCCCUGUCGCAGGGAGAUUGCGCAGUAAGCACGAGGUGAUGUCAGAUUCAACCUCCCAGGCUUUCCCACUUAGACAGGGAACCAGUGGCCAGACCCAAUACUGGCCAUUUUCAGCAGCUGACAUUUACAAUUGGAAACAACACAAUCCUUCUUUCUCCAAGGAUCCGGUGGCACUCACCGACCUAAUAGAAUCUGUUUUACUUACCCACCAGCCUACUUGGGAUGACUGCCAACAGCUCUUACAGGCCCUCUUAACCUCAGAAGAAAAACAGAGAGUGUUCCUAGAGGCCAGAAAGCAUGUUUUGGGGGAUGAUGGGCGUCCCACCCAGCUGCCUGAGGAAAUUGAUGCUGCAUUCCCACUUAAGAGACCAAGCUGGGAUUUUAAUACAGCUGAAGGUAAGGGACACCUAUGCCUUUAUCGCCAGUUGCUCCUAGCGGGUCUCCGAGGGGCUAUACGACGCCCUACCAAUUUGGCUCAGGUAAAGCAGGUAUUACAGGAAGCAGGGGAAACUCCCUCCGCCUUUCUAGAGAGACUCAAGGAGGCCUACUGUAUGUACACUCCCUAUGACCCAGAUGACCCAGGACAAAUGACGAGUGUCUCUAUGUCCUUCAUCUGGCAGGCUGCACCAGAUAUCAGGACUAAGUUACAGAGAUUAGAAAAUUUGCAGGGCUAUACAUUACAGGAUUUACUUAAAGAAGCUGAAAGGAUUUUUUAA
This is a messenger RNA of Rattus rattus (black rat), 1272 nucleotides long. RefSeq lists its product as uncharacterized. Gene Ontology annotation, biological process: virion assembly. The record is from RefSeq and is a predicted model, not a curated record. NCBI's taxonomy places the organism in Eukaryota, Metazoa, Chordata, Mammalia, Rodentia, Muridae.